Messenger RNA from Gigantopelta aegis, 2004 nucleotides. RefSeq names its product extensin-like. NCBI's taxonomy places the organism in Eukaryota, Metazoa, Mollusca, Gastropoda, Neomphalida, Peltospiridae. The transcript has 3 exons. The record is from RefSeq and is a predicted model, not a curated record. The coding region runs from base 1 to 2004 and encodes 667 amino acids.
AUGACUGGAUCCAAGCACAAAAAGAUCCUUCUGAAAUACGCUACCAGCUACCAUCUUCCAACUCCCAACUCCCAACCACCCGUCUCCCAGCUACCAUCUACCAUCUUCCAACUCCCAACCACCCACCUUCCAGCUACCAGCUACCAUCUCCCAACUCCCAGUGCCAACCACCUCCAAGCUACCAGCUACCAUCUCCCAACUCCCAACCACCCACCUCCCAGCUACCAGCUACCAUCUCCCAACUCCCAACCACCCACCUCCCAGCUACCAGCUACCAUCUCCCAACUCCCAACCACCCACCUCUCAGCUACCAGCUACCAUCUUCCAACUCCCAGACACCCACCUCCCAGCUACCAGCUACCAUCUUCCAACUCCCAGUGCCAACCACCUCCAAGCUUCCAGCUACCAUCUUCCAACUCCCAACCACCCACCUCCCAGCUACCAGCUACCAGCUCCCAACUCCCAACCACCCAGCUACCAGCUACCAUCUUCCAACACCCAACCACCCACCUCCCAGCUACCAUCUCCCAACUCCCAACUCCCAGUGCCAACCACCUCCCACCUACCAGCUACCAUCUUCCAACUCCCAACCACCCACCUCCCAGCUACCAGCUACCAUCAACUCCCAACCACCCACCUCCCACCUACCAGCUACUAUCUUCCAACUCCCAACUCCCAACCACCCACCUCCCAGCUACCAGCUACCAUCUUCCAACUCCCAACCACCCACCUCCCAGCUACCAGCUACCAUCUUCCAACUCCCAACCACCCACCUCUCAGCUACCAGCUACCAGCUACCAUUUCCCAACUCCCAACCACCCACCUCCCAGCUACCAUCUCCAAACUCCCAGCGCCAACCACCCACCUCCCACCUACCAGCUACCAUCUUCCAACUCCCAACCACCCACCUCCCAGCUACCAGCUACCAGCUACCAUCUGCCAACUCCCAACCACCCACCUCCCAGCUACCAUCUUCUAACUCCCAACCUCCCAGCUAACAGCUACCAUCUUCCAACUCCCAACCACCCACCUCCCAGCUACCAGCUACCAUUUCCUAACUCCCAGUACCAACCACCCACCUCCCAACUACCAGCUACCAUCUUCCAACUCCCAACCACCCACCUCCCAACUACCAGCUACCAUCUUCCAACUCCCAACCACCCACCUCCCAGCUACCAUCUUCUAACUCCCAACCACCCACCUCCCAGCUACCAUCUUCCAACUCCCAACCACCCACCUCCCAGCUACCAUCUUCUAACUCCCAACCUCCCAGCUAACAGCUACCAUCUUCCAACUCUCAACCACCCACCUCCCAGCUACCAGCUACCAUCUCCUAACUCCCAGUGCCAACCACCUCCCAGCUACCAGCUACCAGCUACCAUCUCCCAACUCCCAACCAUCCACCUCCCAGCUACCAGCUACCAUCUUCCAACUCCCAACCACCCACCUCCCAGCUACCAGCUACCAUCUCCAAACUCACAACCACCCACCUCCCAGCUACCAGCUACCAUCUCCCAACUCCCAACCACCCACCUCCCAUCUACCAGCUACCAUCUCCCAACUCCCAACCACCCACCUCCCAACUACCAGCUACCAUCUUCCAACUCCCAACCACCCACCUCCCAGCUACCAGCUACCAUCUCCCAACUCACAACCACCCACCUCCCAGCUACCAGCUACCAUCUCCCAACUCCCAACCACCCACCUUCCAGCUACCAGCUACCAUCUCCCAACUCCCAACCACCCACCUCCCAACUACCAGCUACCAUCUUCCAACUCCCAACCACCCACCUCCCAGCUACCAGCUACCAUCUCCCAACUCCCAACCACCCACCUUCCAGCUACCAGCUACCAUCUCCCAACUCCCAACCACCCACCUUCCAGCUACCAGCUACCAUCUCCCAACUCCCAACCACCCACCUUCCAGCUACCAGCUACCAUCUCCCAACUCCCAGCACUGACCACCUUCUCACACAAACAAACUCAUGUACCACAUUCAGAUAG